Poecilia latipinna (sailfin molly) is the source of this 1475-nucleotide messenger RNA. It is a transcript of the gene gmfg, whose product is annotated as glia maturation factor, gamma. Gene Ontology annotation, molecular function: Arp2/3 complex binding; actin binding. Gene Ontology annotation, cellular component: cortical actin cytoskeleton. The transcript has 7 exons. The record is from RefSeq and is a predicted model, not a curated record. NCBI's taxonomy places the organism in Eukaryota, Metazoa, Chordata, Actinopteri, Cyprinodontiformes, Poeciliidae. Bases 85 to 513 code for a protein of 142 amino acids. Gene Ontology annotation, biological process: actin filament debranching; negative regulation of Arp2/3 complex-mediated actin nucleation.
AAGGAGGAUCUGCUGACAAUCUGACAGAAGCUGUUUGUUGCAGUUUCAGCAAGGCAGUGUCACACAGGACAGGAUCCUUUCAAGAUGUCAAGCUCUCUGGUCGUGUGCGAGGUGGAAGAAAGUCUGAGAGAAAAACUGAAAAAGUUCAGAUUUCGAAAAGAAACCAACAAUGCAGCCAUACUCAUUAAAAUAGAUAUGGCGAAACAGCUUGUUAUCCUCGAGGAGGAGUAUGAGGAUAUCUCACUGGACGACCUGAGAAAUGAGCUUCCCGAGCGCCAACCCAGAUACAUUGUCUACAGCUACAAAUACACCCAUGUGGAUGGGAGAGUGUCUUAUCCCCUCUGUUUCAUUUUCUCAAGCCCAAUGGGGUGUAAGCCAGAGCAGCAGAUGAUGUAUGCAGGCAGCAAGAAUCGACUGGUCCAAAUCGCAGAACUCACAAAGAUCUUUGAAACCAGGAAUGCCGACGACCUGACGGAAGAAUGGCUCAAGAACCAGCUGGCAUUUUUUCGCUGAAACUGCUCCUUCUGCAACUUUCAAACCAGAUUUUCAUUCCCUAAGCAAGAUCCUGAAUUUGACUUCCUGUUUUGUUUGUUGUGACAGUAAAACAUUCACUUACAGCAACAGAGAUUUGGUUUCUAAGUCAUUUUAAAUGCUUUGCUUGUUUUUCCUUAAUAUUGUAACAUAGGAUUAACCUUAAAAUUUAAGCAGGUCAUAGAUACAUUUUUCCACUGAAGUUGAUGUUUUUCAAUUCUGUAAGUGUAAGCUAAACAUCAAACAGCUGUUCUUCGUACGUUUUAGCCCUGAUUUCAAGCCAAACCAUGUUAAAUAUAUUCAUACGUUUAUAUGAAUAUAGAAAUGUAUGUUAAAUAUAUAUCUCAAAUAUAUAUUUAACACCAAUUCUUAUGUAAUUGGUGUUACGUAAGAAUGUUUAGUAAUGACUCGAUCAGAACUGCAACACAUAAAACGAAUGAAAGUAAUUUGAAGUAUUCCUCUAAAAUAAAAUUUUAAAAAGUUAAAGGAAGAAGCAAAGAAAGAACAAAUAAAAUUUAAGCUUUUCCUUUAAAAAGGUAAAAAGGUUUGGUAACUCUAUAUUAUUUGAUUGAUUUCAUUUUGUAAAGUGCUAUGCAAUGACAUUUGUUGAGAAUUGGAACUACAUAAAUAAAGUGAGCUGGUUCUGAUCUAUUCUGCAUCCCGAGAACCAGAACCAAACACAGCGAAGCAGCAUUCUGCUUCUAUGAACCUCAAAUCUGGAACAAGCUUUUAGAAAACUGCAAAACAGCUGAAACACUGAGUUUGAACUAUAAUGAACAAAUCAUUGACCAACAUGGUGUGUAUUAAUGAUUUUGAUGAUGGCACUUAACAAAAUGUAACGUCUGUUAUUGGUUUUCAAAACUGCUGACUAUGUGAUGUAAGAUUUUUUUUAUGUUUUCGUGUUGCUGGAAUGUGCUUUACAAAAUAAACUUGUUUGACUCAAA